Messenger RNA from Xenia sp. Carnegie-2017, 1862 nucleotides. Its product is annotated as sestrin-1-like. Gene Ontology annotation, biological process: cellular response to leucine starvation; cellular response to L-leucine; negative regulation of TORC1 signaling. The record is from RefSeq and is a predicted model, not a curated record. The transcript is spliced from 11 exons. Gene Ontology annotation, molecular function: oxidoreductase activity, acting on peroxide as acceptor; L-leucine binding. NCBI's taxonomy places the organism in Eukaryota, Metazoa, Cnidaria, Anthozoa, Malacalcyonacea, Xeniidae. The coding region runs from base 106 to 1710 and encodes 534 amino acids. Gene Ontology annotation, cellular component: nucleus.
AAUUUUCAGAAGUCAGAUUUCCUGUGUAGAGUAAUGAGCCUAAUGGCGCUUUGCAUUCAUUCUGAGUGAAAUGCGCUCUACAAUUCGUUAUAUAACCUAAACUGGAUGCUGUUUUUGGAGGGAAAAAUGUAUCAGAGAACUGUGGAGUACAUUAAAGAAGUAGACCCUCUUCGUUUGGUUUUGCCUGGCAUUCGCUCAAGGGAUUCAGCACGUCGUAAACACAGUAUUGAGCUCGUUUGUCAAAGAGCAAACGAGCUUGCGAGGGACAGAAAAUCUGAAAUUUUAAAAAGUCAUCUUCCUGUUAUCUUACAACUGGCGACAGUUUGUCCAUUUGAGGAUGUUCGUAAGGAGUUUACCAGACUUUUGGAAGAGCUAAAGAAAUGUGGUGAAAAGGUUCCUCGUAGGGUUUAUGGAGGACCAUCGUCUUUUAUUCCUACAAAACAGGUAACUCCAUUGAAUGGAAAUAAGGAGGACACUGACAGUCUAUUGACUGAAUCAUUUCUCGCAAGUGGUCGUCUCACUCAUGUUCAUUGGCUUAUGGCAUAUCAUCCUCAGUACUUGGAGUGUUUUUUGAAUACACAUUUCUAUCUAAUGCGACAGGAGGGACCUUUACUGUUUAAUUGGCGAUGUUAUAUUGCUAUAAUGGCAGCAAGUCGACAUCGUUGUUGUUACUUGGUGAGGCUUUAUGAGUCAGAAUUUUUGAAAAACAAAGGAGAUCCAAGCUGGUUAAAUGGCCUUGAUCAGAUUCCUAAGAAACUCUAUAACCUGCAUACAAUCAACAAGAUUCUUGCUCAUCAACCAUGGUUGGUGAGUUUUGAAAAUAUGAAGGAACUGCGAGAAGGCGAAGACAGUUGGUCAUUGUCAGAGUUGGUUCAGGCCAUAACAAUCUUGAUUCACUUUCAUUGUUUGUCAAGUUUUGUAUUUGGAUGUGGUCUUACCCCAGAGGUAGACCUCGAGGGUGGACACACAUUCCGCCCCCCUUCGCUGACAUCAGAACACAGUGAAGAUGGUGUAUCAACAACUUUAGAUGAAGGUCGAUCAGCAGCUGGAAAAGAAUUUGUGGCUUUAAUGAAUGCUGUCACACAAAAACAUAAAAAUCAAGAUAAAGUUAAUGUUGAAAAAACACUUGAAGAGUUUGAAAGCAUUGCUUCAGAUGAAGUGUUUAGCAUGAGUUAUUCAGAUGAUUCUUGUGCUAUUCCCGAGGACACCUUUGCACGUUACAUCAAGGAUCCCACAUUCAGAUACAAGAACUUUGCUGAUAGAAUAGAUCGUCACCAAUAUCUCAAUAUAAAUGAAUACUCAUGGGAAGGAUAUGGCUUCUCGUUGGUUGAUCGAUUCUAUCCUGAGAUGGGGCAGUUAUUGGAUGACAAAUUAAGAGUUUGUGAAAGUCUCACAUAUAACACAUGUGGUUUCGAUUCAGAAACAGCUGAUACUCGAACAUUUCGCCAAGCAACAUGGAACUAUAUUCAUGUUCUCUUUGGUGUCUACCAUGAUGAUUAUAGAUAUGAUGAGGUAAACAGUUUGAUGGAUCGCGACUACAAAUCUUACAUCAAAAAGGUUGUAUGUUAUCCUGAGAGGACGACACAAGAAGAUUAUCUCAACUUUAUACAAUCUUUGACCCAUUCAGAGAAGGUGCACAUCAAUUUGAUUGCAUUCGAAGCAAGAAUGCAAGCAGAACUAUUGUAUGCACUUCGAGCCAUCAUGAGAUGAUCGUGUUAUUGUAAAUAAAUCUAUAAAUGUAAAGUGGAUUGUUAUAGUAUGUGUCAGAGGAAAGAAAAAUAUGAAUAUAUACAUAGUGCUUUUCAUUUCAUCAUCAUGUAGGAAAUACUUCUGUGUGUUCCAAGAAAAUUGUCAAUUAUGCA